GGAAGAAGUCCAGAGAAAGGUGGUCGGGGACUUCGGAAUCCCAAACCUCAACCAUUACACUCCAACAAAACACAACAUCAAUCGAUACUCUCUGUUUCACACGAGGCAUCGCAUACCUUCAGAUCUGCCAUGGACCACGUCGAGCGCCAGAUGGCUCAACAAGCCGCCCAAGACCUCAGCCUCUCCUCCCUCGCCACGCCCCUCAACCUCAUCCUUCUUUCCGCCGUCCUCUACACAGCUUACGCCCUCCUGCGCCCAUCCCCGCCUCCCUCUCUCCCCCGCGACGCCCCCUCUACUGUCUUUCGCACAUACACGCCGCACACAUUGCUGCCCUUCAAUGGCGAGGAUGACAAGCCCGUGUACCUGGCUGUCCGGGGCCGCGUCUUUGACGUGACACGCGGGCGCAACUUUUACGGCCCUGGAGGUCCCUACAGCAACUUUGCCGGCCGCGAUGCGAGCCGUGGUCUCGCAUGCGGAAGCUUUGAUGAGGACAUGCUGACAAAGGACCUGGAUGGACCGCUUGACAAGCUCGAGGGCUUGGACGGCGAGCAGAUGGAGGCGCUACAGGGCUGGGAGGAGAGAUUCCUGGAAAAGUACGACGUGGUCGGACGUUUGGUGUCUGUCGCCGACGCCCAGAAGGCUUAA
Messenger RNA from Fusarium falciforme, 645 nucleotides. RefSeq names its product Cytochrome b5 heme-binding domain-containing protein. NCBI's taxonomy places the organism in Eukaryota, Fungi, Ascomycota, Sordariomycetes, Hypocreales, Nectriaceae. Gene Ontology annotation, cellular component: endomembrane system; membrane. The record is from RefSeq and is a predicted model, not a curated record. The coding region runs from base 130 to 645 and encodes 171 amino acids. The transcript has 2 exons.